Didymella exigua CBS 183.55 is the source of this 1131-nucleotide messenger RNA. RefSeq names its product 3-carboxy-cis,cis-mucoante lactonizing enzyme. The record is from RefSeq and is a predicted model, not a curated record. NCBI's taxonomy places the organism in Eukaryota, Fungi, Ascomycota, Dothideomycetes, Pleosporales, Didymellaceae. Bases 1 to 1131 code for a protein of 376 amino acids. Gene Ontology annotation, molecular function: protein binding; 6-phosphogluconolactonase activity. The transcript has 4 exons.
AUGCGUCCCGCUUGUAGCCUUUCCAUUGUGAGCUUCGCUGCCCUCGUGCUUGGCGACUCGCACUAUUUCUUCUCUGGUUUCUUUGCAGGGUCUACGAUAGUCGGCGUUGAAUUCGACGAUGCGACCUCCACCUUGAGCUUGGUGAACAACAUAACAACAAAAGCGACUUCGGGUUCGAAGUGGAUCGCCAUCGAUGAACGUAAACGCAAUGUUUAUGUCGGAACUACAGGAUACGUCCAAAGCUAUGCUGUGACAGCAAACAUGAGCUUGGAGUACGUCUCACAGAUUACUCUCUCAGCAUCCUGUCAGAAUGCCAAUUACCUCACAGCCGCUUCGACGAGCCCCUACACUGUCUUUGCAGCAGCGUAUAGUACUGGUUGCCCAGCUCAGGCCAUCGCUGUUGAUGAUUCUGGCGCUCUGCAGUCUUCGGUUGCGGAUCUUACGUACAGCAACAGCUCAGGUGUACAUGGCCUCGACCUAAGUUCAGACAACGGCUUUGUCUAUUCCGCAGAUGAUAUGGGCAACGCGGUCUGGGUCCACUCUUACGAUAGCACAUCCCAGACUGCGGAAGAAAUUCAGUACCUCGCUGCACCAUCGGGAGCGAACCCAAGACAUCUCGCUGCGCAUCCUGAUGGCCAAUGGGUGUACGUCGUGUACGAAGAGGCUAACUCGCUCGCCGUGUACAAGCGCGACAACGCGACUGGUUUGCUGACUGACAUGAACACAACAUACUCACUUCUUCCGUCAGGUUACACAAACACAUCAAACUACUGGGCCGACGAAGCCAAGUUCUCCAUCCCUGUAUUUAACUCCAGCACGGCAUCCCCCAAAUACCUCAUCACCGGCACACGCUCCCGCUCAACCUCGUCGCCGGGAUACAUUUCCGCUUUCGCCCUCGAUGCCAGCACAGGUGCCAUUACCGAGCAACUAUUCAUCACGCCGAGUACCGCCAGUGGUGGCUCUGCAAACGCAGUCUCGCCUGCGCCAUUCAGCGAGGAGUACUUCGCCAUCACGGAUAGCGGCUCGAACUUUGUCGAGAUGUGGAGAAUCGCCGACGAUGCGACGAGUGCUGCGGCUGUUGCGCAUCUGGGGCUGAGUGCUGGGCCGGCAAAUGUGGUAUGGGUCAGCUAG